AUGAAGGUCAGGAGAAAAAAGCGAACAAAAGCAAACUGCAGCCACCCUGCGGGCCACCCGCACCCGCCCGGUGGUGGCGGCGGCGCCAAGAGCUCGGCCACGGUGAGCCGCAACCUCAACCGCUUCUCCACCUUCGUCAAGUCCGGCGGGGAGGCCUUUGUGCUGGGCGAGGCAUCGGGCUUCGUGAAGGAUGGGGACAAGCUGUGCGUGGUGCUGGGACCCCGGGGCCCCGAGUGGCAGGAGAACCCCUACCCCUUCCAGUGCUCCAUCGAGGACCCCACCAAGCAGACCAAGUUCAAGGGCAUGAAGAGCUACAUCGCCUACAAGCUGGUGCCCAGCCACACCGGGCAGCAGGUGCACCGCCGCUACAAGCACUUUGACUGGCUCUACGGGCGGCUCGCUGAGAAGUUCCCUGUCAUCUCCGUGCCACACUUGCCGGAGAAGCAGGCCACUGGCCGCUUCGAGGAGGACUUCAUCUCCAAACGUCGCAAAGGCCUGGCCUGGUGGAUGGACCACAUGUGCAGUCACCCCGUGCUGGCUCAGUGCGAUGCCUUCCAGCACUUCCUCACCUGUCCCAGCACGGAUGAAAAGGCCUGGAAACAAGGCAAGCGCAAGGCUGAGAAAGAUGAGAUGGUGGGUGCCAACUUUUUCCUGACUAUCAGUGUCCCCACAGGCCCUGGGGCCAGCCUGGACUUGCAGGAGGUGGAAAGCCAGGUGGAUGGCUUCAAAGCCUUCACAAAGAAGAUGGACGAGAGCGCCAUGCAGCUUAAUCACACAGCCAACGAGUUUGCCCGCAAACAAGUCACUGGUUUCAAGAAGGAAUACCAGAAGGUGGGGCACUCCUUUAAGUGCCUCAGUCAGGCGUUUGAGCUGGACCAGCAGGCCUUUUCGACUGGCCUCAACCAAGCCAUAGCCUUCACUGCAGAAGCCUACGAUGCCAUCGGGGACCUCUUUGCAGAUCAGCCCCGCCAGGAUCUAGAUCCUGUCAUGGAUUUGUUAGCGCUGUAUCAGGGGCAUUUAGCCAACUUUCCAGACAUCAUCCACGUCCAGAAAGGAGCCCUUACCAAAGUAAAGGAGAGUAAGCGGCAUGUGGAAGAGGGAAAGAUGGAGCUCCAAAAAGCUGAGGGCAUUCAAGAACGCUGUAACAUUAUUUCUUUUGCAACCCUAGCAGAAAUUAAUCAUUUCCACAAAAUUCGUGUGAGGGACUUUAAAUCACAGAUGCAGCAUUUCUUACAACAGCAAAUACUCUUUUUUCAAAAAGUGACACAAAAGCUAGAAGAAGCUCUUUACAAGUAUGACAGUGUUUAAUCUCUGAACUUUGAUUUGUCUACUUCUCUCAGCAUGAACAUGACCCAGGUGGCAGAGCAAAUACUGCUGCUGCUGUUGAAGAACUGUUGCCAGUGGUAGACGGUGGUACAGGGAUGGUUUUGUGUUCACCUGGAACCCCAGUUUAAUCUCCGAUUAUGUAGAAAGGAAACAGUUAUAGGGCUAUGUAGUAGAAACAGUACCACAAAUUGUAACUAAGUUAUACUGUGUAUGCCUACACUACCAUUGUAACUUUUUUGAAAUAAUGAGUAUACUAUUUGCCUUAUUGCUUUUUGAAAUAUGGUAUUUUAGUGCAUACUUUGUAGACCUCAAAACCCUUUGGGUCUUUAAGGAAGUUGGCUGGAUAAAAGCCUGCUUCAGAUGCCUUUUUACUUUCCUAGAUUUGGAUUUCCUAAUUCAAACUAUUCUCUGUUUACAGACUCCUACUAGAGCAGCUAUGUGAUUCUGUGCCUUUAGAAUCUAUUUUUCCUUUUCUAGUAAGUCACAUUUUUAUGAUUGAAUGAAUGAAGGGUUGAUGCCUGUGACAGGAACUGAUUAUGAAACCUCACACUGACUGGAAAAAAGUCAACUGCCAUCCAGUUUGCACAGCAAGUACUGUCUUAUGACAAAUGUUGGCUCAAAAAGGAGAACUUAAACCUAUUCACACUUUCCCUGAAAAUGGAGACUACUUGUUACAUGUACUAGGAUGUUAAGCACAUAUACGAAAAUACACCACUUAAUUUCCUUUCCGAAAUGAAUAAUACAGUGAGGUGAUUUUUUUAGUGUACAGCAUGACUGUGAGUGGAAAUUUGAAGAGCUAGCCUAAUAAAAUUUAUGUUUAUCAAGGGGAUAUGAAUGCAAGCUAUUUGGCUAGAACUUUUCUUAAGUUUGAAAUUAUCUGUUUGUUGUUGUUUCUGAUUCAGUUUAAUUUCAGACUUGCAUCUGCAUUGCCAGUUGUCUGAAUUGAAACUCCACUGUGAUUCAUUAGUUUACUAAGUUAGAAAAUUUUCAGGGAUGUUCAGUAAUAGAAAUGAUCUAAAAUAAGUCUUGGCUGAACUGACUUGGAAAACAGGUGGCAUUUUUAUGUUUGUAACACUCAAGAAUUAACAGUUGUCUUAAUUUUUGUGUAAAUAUUUUUGACAAGCAGGGUGCAUUUAUAUAUACAUAAACACUAUCUUUUAAAGAUUUUUCUGGCUUAUUUCCCUUGAAUUAAGUCUGAAGUAUGUGUUUCUUACCUAUUGAUUUCCUUCUUAUAGGUCAGUAUGAAAGAGGGAUUUUAUUUCUUUUUAUUUUCUUUUCUUUUUUUAUUUUCUUUCCUAAACAAAAAUAACAAAACCUCCCAAGGAAGCAAAAUGUUUACUUUUUUGUUUUUAAUUAAAUUAAUCAAAGAUAGCUUAAACAAAUGAAAGCCUGGAAAAGGACAUUAAGCAACAGUUACAUUUAGGUACAAAUCAUUCCUCACCUGUCAGCAGAAAUGUUCACUUCUUUCUCUCGAUCAUGUGAGUUUCUGUAGCUUAACCCCACACCUCUGUUUUAGAGGAAUAAAUGUAAGAAUAUACCUUUGGUUUUAAUAUUCACCCCCAAAUGCUUGGAGAUUGCUGUUUUGCGCAAGUUGUGUUUGGCAGUACUUCUAGUAUGUACCCAAAGAAGUAAAAUACAGAAUAAUGAAGAGGAAAAAAACAGUAUUAGUAAAAGAAGGGACAACUGGUGAGGAAAGACUCCAUUUCCAGGCUAUUAAAAGAGUGCUGCAAACCACAAGGUUGACCAUAAAAUAAGGACCAUAGUCAUAGGGCUGACUUGCUCAUUAUCUU
Messenger RNA from Athene cunicularia (burrowing owl), 3116 nucleotides. It is a transcript of the gene SNX18, whose product is annotated as sorting nexin 18. The record is from RefSeq and is a predicted model, not a curated record. Lineage: Eukaryota; Metazoa; Chordata; Aves; Strigiformes; Strigidae. Gene Ontology annotation, cellular component: plasma membrane; cytoplasmic vesicle. The transcript has 3 exons. Gene Ontology annotation, biological process: endocytosis; endosomal transport; cleavage furrow formation. Gene Ontology annotation, molecular function: phosphatidylinositol binding. Bases 1 to 1308 code for a protein of 435 amino acids.